Molecule: messenger RNA, 3342 nt
Organism: Westerdykella ornata
Lineage: Eukaryota; Fungi; Ascomycota; Dothideomycetes; Pleosporales; Sporormiaceae
Exons: 2
Coding region: 216-3113 (965 amino acids)
Biological process (GO): chromatin remodeling
Molecular function (GO): histone methyltransferase activity; protein binding
Source: RefSeq, a predicted model, not a curated record
CCGCAUCUGAUUGAUCCCUGAAAGGAUCCACCCCAAUUGGGCAACAAAAGCCUGGAUAAGUCUGACGGGCUAGAGACUCACCGUAUUAUCUGGUUUGGAAUGACAAUGCUCAUUGUCAUGUGUGCUCUAAACAUCUAACACGGACCUUUACCUCGUCCUGGAUUUCAAUCGAAGUUCAAGCCGUAGACCUACUUUCAGUCGAAUGCAUUUCUGCAAUGGACAGACACCGGUACCAGAAGGGUACAUCGCUGGAUCCCAUCAUCCUGGACGACGAUGGGGACGGUGAAACCCACGGGGAUGAAUGUGCCCAUUCUCACUCUUCAGGAUUGAGGCUGAUGAGCCAGCUUCCUACAAGGGAUGGCCAGAGUGCUGGCCAAAGUGAGAGCACGAUUGCUUCAAAGGACGCUUUAGCCUCGGGCCCCGCAGACCAGAGGCAAACUCCCACUACGGGUCGCCAUGAAAAACGCAUUGUAUCUGAACCGCACCACUCUGCAGGUGCGCUCCGCGAGGUUGGACCGGACCUGCAAAAAGUCUUCGUGGAAAAAUUACCACAAGGUCUACCACAAGAUCGCCGCAGUACUCUGGAGCAGAAGACAGGCUUGAUUUCCGAGGCGACGGUUGAGGCAUGUCUUUUGAAGCAUUUGACGGCGCUUCAUGAGGAACACGCUAUUACGGUAAAGGAGGCAAUGGAGAGGUCGAGGAUGUCUCUAUUCUCACGUCCUUCAUCUCCGGCAGAAACUGCUCAGCAGAUCGAUCCGUUUGCUGAUAUGCCUUCAGUUGUGGUAGGCGGCGAUCCCACAGACAAGGGAUCGAAGGCGAGUACACCUAUCUAUAUCACAUCGUUUGAAUCGUCCGCCAAAUCCAUCCCGUUUCAUCGUCGGCAUCUGAGCUUCCCGCAAAGCGCGUUGGCCGAGAACAAUUGGAAACUGGACGUUAUUCCAUACUUUGACGAUGACAACGACAAGUCUAAACAUGCACUGUUCUGGGAGGAAUUGAAGGACAAGUAUGACGUCUCCGAUAUUAAAAAUCGUUCCGCCGAUGGUUUGCGUGCAUUGCGGUAUGACUUUCACCAUCGCUGUGUGGAAGCGGUCUUCGAAGAAGUGGGCGUAAACUGGGAAUCGACAUUGUUUUGGUUCCUGGCCCCCGGGAAAAAACUACGCCGUAUUUUUGCGAGCUCAACCCCCAACCAAGAGCGAGAAGAAGAAUUCAAAGCGUACCUCCAUAACCGCCAUGAGUGCGAAGAAUCCGAAAAGAGGAGUAGGAAAGAAUGGGCAGCCAUACUUGCACGACUUCCGGCACCCGCAUAUCAAACUUUGUGGGCUUGCGCCCUUGUCUGCAAACCCUUCAAGAGACAUUGGUUCAGCAUGUGGGAACUGGCUCAACGAAGCCAACCAGCCGAAAUGCAUCUCCGGAAUACAUAUCUGCUUUCAGAAAAUGCCUCACAGUUGGAGAAAACUAACCAAUUCCUCACAGGAAUUUGCGGCGUAUGUUAUCAGUUCGACUGCUUACUGCACGGAGAAUUGGUGGAGGAUGCAAAACCUUCCAAGAAGCACAACUCUGCUGGCAGGGCUGAGGCGCAUGACUCUAAAAAGCAGGGGCAAGAAUAUUUCGAAAUUUCUAUCGUCGACCCCGUGGUCAACUACAAGCGUAUAGUCAACGCACGUAUUCGAAUUCCGUCGAGGUCCACUUCCGCAAAAUUCAACGUCAGGAAUUGGUUGCACACUGGCGAAUGGGAAUCUCGGGAAACCUUUUUCCCAUGUGACCACCCAGGUAGUUGCAAAGAUGCACGGUGCCGCUGCUUUAUGAAUAACAUCCUCUGCGAGAAGACAUGCGGCUGUGCAGAACGUUGCCGACGGCGCUAUCCAGGUUGUUCGUGCGCACAGAACGGCUCCGGAGACGUUUGCGGUGCGUCGACAAGCUGUGAAUGCCGCCAGUUGAAGCGGGAAUGUGACGCCGACGUUUGUGGGGGUUGUGGUGCAGCUGAGGUGCUGGAUCCCAGGAACCGUGAGGAGGAGGAUGUGGGUGUCUCCAGAUGCUGUAAUGUUGACAUUCAGCGGGGUGUACCCAAGAAGACACUUGCGGGUCAGUCAACACUGCACGGCAUUGGGCUGUUUACUGCGGAGAAUGUCGAGAAGGGGGAUUUUCUGGGCGAAUACACUGGCGACCUGAUCACGGUUGCAGAGGGGGACCGUCGGGGCACUAUCUAUCCUUACCAGGGGCUUGAAUAUCUUUUUCAACUCAACCGAAACCAGGAAAUCGACGCUACCCGGGCGGGCAGCAACAUACGAUUCAUCAAUUGCUCUCCUAAGGCGCUGGCUAAUUGUGAAGUACGAGUGCUGCUCUGCAACACUGUUCUACGGAUUGGAUGCUUUGCCAAUCGGAACCUUGGCCCUGCCACGGAGCUGCUCUUUGAUUACAAUUACCCAGAUGACAAAAUGCAGACUUUCGUCCAACCAAAGGGAGUGGCGAGUCCCGUCAAAGAACACAGUGCUGCUCCGCAACAAGUGGACAUCGGCUCAAGUGUUACCCAGCACAAACUCUCGGCAGGGAAAAGUGCUGGUGCGAGGGUGGUUACGAAGCCCAAAAGCCUUCCUAAAGCCUCGUCGUCAACUAAGAAUAUUAACGGGGCACGCAAGUCAGGAAUGGCUCGGGAGGUAGGGCUCCGGGAUGAGGCGACCCCAGUAGCUGACACCAACACGAACCAGACCACUAUACGCGUGCAGAGCAAAUCCUCCAGCACGAACUUCAACACUUUGGAAAAGAAUUCCCGGAGGUGUCCGGGCGACGACGACGACGACGACGACGAUGAAGAAUACGUGGAUGAAACACCGUCGGAAUCAGGAGACAGCUACGUGGAUGCAACUCCGUCGGAAACAGAUGACACCGAUCAUAACGAAGCCAACGCAAAUCGGCACCAUCCCUCAAGAAGGUCUCUUGGAGCCCGGACGUCAAGUGAGAGUAGGAAACCCCUUCCAGCGCAAACAGCCGUUACCACAACAUCAGCAGCCCCGAAAGCAUUGCACGCUCGGAAAUCCGCGCCCUUGCAGCCCAGACACAACAUCAUUUGUGGGCAAAAGCGAAAGCGACAUAACGAAGACGACGCACUGAGUUAGCAGGGAAAUGUCGAACACUUCCGCAGCCUAGAAAGUGGCGGCAUUUACCAUUGGAAAAGUGCGCCACUGGCGCCUUCGUGAUGGCUGUAGAUCAGCAUUACCUUCGAUCUCUACAGCAUUCAAGGUGUCGCAAUCCAUGUCCUCUUCGACUUCUGCAACUGUAGAAAUGAUACCCUUCCUGUAUGCUUAACACUUAUUUACAUGAAUAGAGUCAAAGCAUGUAUCGACC